CCAAAGUCCCCCAUGUUGGAUGCCCAGCCAUCCGAUUUUUUCGCCUGGCAUCCUCUAUGCCUCCGUCUGAACCGAACUUUAUUUGGAUUAUUUUCUAUCUUUAUGCAUGGAGUAAUUUUUAGAACCGGCCUUGGGGGGACUUGUCCAUGCGUGCAUGCAUUUGCACCGGCCCUCCCCCAGCCAAUCUGUCAACCAGAUGGGCGUCGCAGAAUUUAUUUCAGGAUUUUGUUAUUUUGCCUUUUAACCUCGUUCGCAUGGAAAGAAAAUAUCGCAUUCCGUCCGCAACGUGGAAAGGCAACCCAGAUAAGACAAGCGGCUAUUAUCUGCGGAGUAUAUCGGCCUAGAUCGCAAUUUCGUGUGUGAGGUUUCCAAGUAUCGUACGAAAGGCAUUUAUUCGGGGUUGGCAGGGAAAUUGAUAUGGAUAUGGUAGCGACGCGGCCCUUUUUUUUUUUUUUCUUUUCCUUUUUUCUGGCCUGUCGACCGACCGGGUCGGUCUCGGUCUUGCAAAGAGGAACGCCGACCGAUGGGCAAAAAAUAGGUCAGGAAUGCGCAGAAGUCAGAACGAAUGACACAACGUCAUAAGGACGAUGGGGAUGGGGAUAGGUAGGAUUAUGAUACGAAAACGACCGAUGCGGUCAUCGGGCUUUGAGAGACAAUUCCCUUCCUACCCCGUAGACCACAUUCGAGACCAUUGAUAGUAUGUCGAUUUUAUUGGACUAUUUACGGAGUUUUUUUGAGAUGGCCCCAGGGCACUACGACCGGAGGGCAAGAAUACGACGGAGUAUCCGGCCAGUAGUAAGGGCAAAAAUCAAGAUUGUCAUUACUUCAUGAGCUGCGCUGCUUUUUUCUCCAGAGAGCUGUGGUUUUAGAGAGGUCGGUGCAAAAGGACUAGCCGAUAUG
This is a messenger RNA of Aspergillus steynii IBT 23096, 900 nucleotides long. RefSeq lists its product as uncharacterized. The transcript has a single exon. Bases 418 to 582 code for a protein of 54 amino acids. NCBI's taxonomy places the organism in Eukaryota, Fungi, Ascomycota, Eurotiomycetes, Eurotiales, Aspergillaceae. The record is from RefSeq and is a predicted model, not a curated record.